Molecule: messenger RNA, 1558 nt
Organism: Nicotiana attenuata
Lineage: Eukaryota; Viridiplantae; Streptophyta; Magnoliopsida; Solanales; Solanaceae
Product: protein PIN-LIKES 3-like
Exons: 10
Coding region: 157-1401 (414 amino acids)
Biological process (GO): endoplasmic reticulum to cytosol auxin transport
Cellular component (GO): membrane
Source: RefSeq, a predicted model, not a curated record
GUCACUCUCUAUAUUUAUGUAUUGCCUUGUCCAUUUGGAAAGUUGUAGACUUUUGAAUCUCUUAUUCAAUUCACUUGAAUUAAAGCAGUUUCGACAUUUAAAAAUGGAAGUAUAAAUUGAAGAAAUCCUUGAAGGUGUUCCAUUAUAUAUAUUAAGAUGGCAUUUGUGGACUUGUUCGUCGUGGCAUUAGUACCUGUUCUGAAAACUCUCAUAAUUACUGCUGUUGGGUUGUUCCUUGCUUUGGAACGUGUCAAUCUCCUUGGCUCUACUGCAAGGCACCAUUUGAACAAUCUUGUGUUCUAUAUUUUCACUCCAGCGCUGGUGGCUAGUAGCUUGGCUGAAACAGUAACAUCGAGCAACAUUGUUUCAUUAUGGUUCAUGCCCGUAAACAUUCUUCUCACAUUUAUCGUCGGUUCAGCACUUGGAUGGUUACUUGUGAAAAUCACAAGAACUCCUAUAGAACUUCAUGGCCUUGUUAUAAGUUGCUGUGCUGCAGGGAAUCUGGGGAACUUGCUUCUCAUCAUAAUUCCUGCAGUUUGUGUGGAGAAAAAUAGUCCCUUUGGAGAUUCAGUUACAUGCUCCACAAAAGGAAAGGCCUAUGCAUCACUAUCUAUGGCAAUAGGAGCAGUCUAUAUAUGGACUUAUAUCUAUAACAUAAUUCGAGCCUAUGGAGUCCAACAUAAUACCUCAACGGUCAACACCGAAGAUUCUGGUGAAGUCCCAGAUCUAUUAUUGUCCGAUAGCUGUACAAAAUUGUUAUCUUCACAAGAUAGACUACAAUCUGAUAUGGACCAUGAAGCUCAACUUGCAGUACAUCUCAUUGGAUAUGAAACCACACAUGAGGGACAUUUUGUUAGGAAGAUCAAACAACAUAUCAAAAUAUGGACGCAAAGGAUCAAUUUCAAAAUAUUGUUUGCACCCUCAACAAUUGCUACGAUUGUUGGGAUCAUCAUUGGUGUAACGUCCCAGUUAAGAAAGCUGAUGAUUGGAAAUGAGGCUCCAUUGCAUGUGAUUGAUAGCUCUGCUUCUAUGCUAGGAGAGGCUGCAAUACCAGCCAUGACAUUGAUAGUUGGAGCAAAUCUUCUUAGAGGGCUGAAAAAGUCAGCAGUAGGUAUGUGGGUUGUGAUAGGCAUACAGGUAGUACGUUAUGUGGCAAUGCCAUUAUCAGGGAUUUGUGUUGUCAAAGCUGCACGCCAUUUCGGAUUGGUUGGAUCAGAUUCCUUGUACCAGUUUGUACUACUCCUGCAAUAUGCACUUCCUUCUGCAAUGACUAUAGGUACAAUUACACAGUUGUUUGAAGUUGGUGAAAGUGAAUGUUCAGUGAUUAUGCUAUGGAAUUAUGCAUUGGCAUCAGUUGCUCUUACUCUAUGGACCACUUAUUACAUGUGGAUUUUAUCUUGAUCAGUCUCUACAAAAUAUCAUGUCUUAUGUUUUGCCUUUGCUUUAUUUUCGAUUAGUUAAAUUAUUUAUACUAUUAGUGUAUAACUUAAACCUUUAGGGGUCGUUUGGUAUGUGUGUUCAGAAUAUGUUAUUUAUGUACUAGAAGUAACAUAACUAA